CUAUAUGUGCCUAAACUUGUUCCCAAUUUGGUCUCGGUGGGUCAGCUUGCUGAUGAUGGUUGUCGGAUAAUUUUUGACGUCACUGGGUGUACUGUGCAGGACACGAGGACGGGGAAGGAACUCGGGAGAGGGAGUAAACGUGGUCGAACCUUCAUGCUUGAUCACUACUCUUGCUCGAAGGAAGCUUGUGAUCGUGUGCAUGGGAAGCAUGCGCUACAUGGGGAGAUAUUGGUGGGAGGCAGCCCACGUGUGGAGCUUGAGAAGAAUAGUCACAAUAAUAAUUGGAGUGGUUUUUCGAGUGGUUUUUUCCCAUGGUUGUCACUUAAACAGAAUUGGAUUUUCGGUAGCAUUGUCGGAUUGGGAUUUAUGGCAUUUUUAGAUUGGGGCAUCCUAAUUCUGUGAGAUUGCGUACUAUGUUUCGGAAUAAAUGGUUGUCGGGUAGUAUUUCAUCGGAUUCGGAUCAUGAGUGUGUUCAUUGUUUGCAAGCUAAAAUGUCACAGAUUUCCUUCUCGCCUAGUACGACAGUUUAUUCCGAAUCAUUUGAUCUCGUGCAUACUGAUCUCUGGGGUCUGUCUCCUUAACAUCACGCUUGGGUUAUCGAUAUUUUUCUUUGUUUGUGGAUCAGGCUACUUGGUAUGUAUGGGUCUACUUCCUUCGACAGAAGUCUGAAUUGCUGGUAGUAGCUCGAGAGUUCUUCCAGAUGAUUUCCACCCAAUUCGGUAAGGAAAUCAAAAUUCUUCGAUAUGAUCCUGGUGGUGAAUUUACCUCUAAUCCAUUGCAGGCUUUACUGAAGGAGCGGGGUAUUAUAGCUCAACAAUCUUGUCCAGGAGUGUCACAGCAGAAUGGGGUAGUUGAACGUAAGCAUCGUCACGUGUUGGAGCUUACUCGUGCCAUUUUAUUUCACUCACAGGUGCCUCCUGGGUUCUAGGUAGAAGCUAUUCAUACUAUUGUCUACUUGAUUAAUAGACAGAUUACGCCCAUUCUUCAACAACGUAGUCCGUAUCAGGCGCUCUUUGAUCGCAUACCCAACUAUGGCUGGUUGCGUGUCUUUGGUGUUGUGUGUUACGUUCUGCUUAGUCGCCGGGAACACAACAAACUCACCCCAAAGGCUGUUAAGUGUGUUUUUCUUGGGUAUAGUGAGAAACAUAAAGGGUAUGUCUGUUAUGACGUUGCUAAUCGUCGUGUUCGGAUUUUCUGUCAUGUUGUCUUUCUCGAACACAUGUUCUACUAUGGAUCAGCCAAUUCAGACUUGGCUUCCUCUCAGAAUCUCGAGUUCUUGCGUCCUCUCAUGGACCCUUUGAUGGACGUUUCUCCUGGUGAAGGUUUAUCUACUGAAGAGUCUACUAGUGAUGACUUGAGUGUUUCUUCUCCUAUGGAAAUUAGUUCGGCUGGGUCCUCAUCUAGUUCCUCUUCAUCACUGUCUACUGGCCCAAGCUUGUCUCACUCUAAUUAUAGCUCCACCUCGGCCUCGAGUUCCAGCUCCUCAUCCGCCUCAAGUAACCAAUUCUCCAACUCCACUGCCUCGCAAGAAGAUGAUGCUGCCCCACCACUUCGCCAAUCAAAUAGGGUAAACAUAGGAAAACCGCCUGCCCAUCAUUCAGAAUUUGUCGCCUUUUCUACUCCAUCCAUUGUGGUACCUGCGACGUACAAACAAGCCAAGGGCCACGCAGAGUGGGAUCAUGCGAUGCAGGUUGAGAGUGAUGCACUUGAUGCUGCCCAUACAUGGGACUUGGUUCCUCGUCGUCCUGAAUACGCUGUGGUUGGCAGUAAAUGGGUUUAUAAUAUUAAAAUGCAUCCAGAUGGUACCAUUGAGCGACACAAAGCUCGGGUUGUCGCUCAAGGAUUUCGUCAGGCGUACGGAAUUGAUUAUGCGGAGACCUUUGCUCCAGUGGCAAAAAUGCAGACAGUUCGCAGCUUGUUGGCGGUUGCAGCUAUGAAAGGGUGGCCGUUAAUUCAGCUGGAUGUGAAGAAUGCCUUUCUUCACGGUGACCUCAAGGAAGUAAUAUACAUGGAAAGACCACCUGGCUAUACUAAGGGCGAUAGUUCUAUGGUAUGUCGCCUUCGUCGCUCUCUAUAUGGUUUGAAGCAAGCUCCCAGAGCAUGGUUUGAAAAGUUCCAGGAUACGAUUUUACGAGCAGGUUUCGUUCAGAGUGAUAGUGACCCUUCUCUCUUUCUGCGUACAACUGGUCAAUGUCUUACGGUUCUUCUCAUCUAUGUGGAUGAUAUGGUGAUAAGUGGGGAUGAUGAGGAAGGGAUACGUGAGGUAACAGAUGUGCUACGUUCGACCUUCAAUCUGAAGGAGCUUGGCAAUCUGGCUUAUUUUCUGGGCUUAGAAGUUCAUCGCUCUUCCUUGGGUAUUCAUAUUGGUCAACGCAAAUAUGUGAUGGAUUUGCUUGAGGAGGCACAGAUGGAUACUUGUACUCCGUGUGCGACUCUUAUGGAACAGAACCUGAAGCUACGACAGACUGAGGGGGAGGCAUUAUCUGAUGGGUCGUUGUAUCGCAGUAUAGUGGGUAGUCUGAUUUACUUGACUCAUACACGUCCAGACAUAUCUUAUGUUGUGCAGGUGGUCAGUCAAUAUAUGUCGGCUCCUAGGACGACUCACUGGUCUGCAGUUCAGCGCAUUCUACGGUACCUCGAGGGUACAACAAAUGUUGGUCUACUGUUUCCUGCUGGGGGAGAACCUAUAGUUGAAGCUUAUGCUGACACAGACUAUGCAGGUUGUUGGGAUACUCGACGUUCAACAUCGGGGUGGUGUGUUAAAGUUGGUAACUCAUUUAUUUCCUGGAGGUGUAAGAAACAAGACAGGGUGUCCAAAUCUUCUACAGAGGCGGAGUACAGGUCGAUGAGUGAAGUGGCGUCUGAGAUUACUUGGCUGUGUCGGCUUUUAUCAGAACUUGGUGUAGUGGUACGUGUUCCUGUGCGGUUACAUGUUGACAAUACCAGUGCAAUACGUAUAGCUACCAAUCCAGUUCUGCUUGACAGGACAAAGCAUAUUGAGGUUCAUGUUCACUAUAUUAGACAGCUGGUGACAGAAGGCGUUGUAGAGCUUGCAUACAUUACUUCAGAGGAUCAGACAGCGGAUCUAUUGACCAAGGCAGUUUCAUCUAGUCGGCAUUGGUUUCUAGCACACAAAUUGAUGUUGCGAAAGCACCAUCAAUUUGAGGGAGGUGUUAGAAGUUAAGUGACUUAAUUGUAAUUAACCCAUAGGGUUAAGAAGUCGGCCAGUAUAUAUUGUUGAGAUGGCCAACCUGCUCAUGUAUUCUGUACGAGAAUAAUAUACAAAACUCUGCCUUGUGCCGUGGACUAGUCUCAACGUUCUACGUUGAGGAAACCACGUAAAUUCGUUAUUCGUAUUUCUCGAUUGUGUUUGUGUUUAUUGACAUCUCUACUUAAUCAUAAUUAUAGCUAACAAUAGAGUUCACAGCGAAUGAGAUAAUGAUCCCAGCACUACCCGGACUAUUGGUCGGGCUCUGCACUAGUCUACAAAUAUAUAAUGGUUGAGUUGGAAGCUAAGGCGCUCUUGGAGGUAUUAAAUUAGCACAAGAAUAUGGAUUGAUAUGUACAGUACAAUCUGACUGUCAAAUGUUGGUGAAGGCCCUGAACCAUAAUCAGUCUCGAUCGCCUUGGAGAUAUGCAGUCUGGAUUAGAACAAUGGUUAAUAUCCUUAGGAAUAACCCUGCAAUUUCGGUUAAAGAGGUUCCAAGGACGUUGAAUGUUAGAGCUGAUUGGGUGGCACGAUCAAAAGCUAGAUCUACUCUGCCAAAUGACUGGAUUAGUAUUCUUGAUCUAAUUUCUGAUCUCCUUUAAGUUUGUAAUCGCUUUUUAACGUGUUUCUUUCAAUGGUGGAAUAAAGUUGGUAUUAUUGUAAAAAAAAGAGUUGGGAGCAGUUUUUCAGUAUUUCAAAUUUCGUCUAACUAGAGUGAGAGUAGAAAUGAUAGAUUUGUAUUUAUAGUUAUUUGUCUUAUUUAUAAAAAAAAAAGUGCAUCAAUCCUGAGAUUUGAACGAUUGUCUAUUUGAACAAGGACAUAAGUCGUUGCCAAUUACACUAAAUGAAUUUUAUGUAUUUUUUAAACUAAAAACCUCUGUUUUCAGAACCGGACCGGAGGCUGAACUGAAAAAAUUAGUGGUUUAAGGGUUCAUUGGUUAACCGUUACAAAACCGUUGGUGAACCGUUGAUAGACCCGUUAAUGAUAUAUAACAUAUAAGACUUGUAUAUUACAAUAAUUUAAGAAUGAAAUUAUCAUUGACCAUAAACAAGUUCAAAUUCAUAUCAUCACGAAAAUAUCUAAUAAAUCAUUCCAACCAUCUCACAAAAGAAACCACAUUUUUUAAUUCAAAUUAAAAAUUACGGUUCUAGUUGGUAGUAGACAAUGUAAAAUCGACAAUAAGGUUGAGGAGGCAUAUAUAAAAUUAAUAAUUAUGAUUUGA
Molecule: messenger RNA, 4431 nt
Organism: Linum trigynum
Lineage: Eukaryota; Viridiplantae; Streptophyta; Magnoliopsida; Malpighiales; Linaceae
Source: the annotation of a GenBank genome assembly